UCUUGCCCGCCGCUUGGGCUUUGCUGCUCCCUCAGCCUCUUUUGUUCGGCUUCCUUAUCAUCUUUUGGGCGGCAAGGGGCUCCGAGGCUCUGGAUCCCGGCGCUCGGCUGCUAGCCCAAGGGCGGCAGCGCUUCUCCUGCUCCGGCGGGAUUUGGCGCCCGGCCCUGGCGAUGGUUGCUUGGGACCUGCGGCUGCUGCGGCGCCCGUGGUUGACGAUGUCCUGCUAGGGCCUCCUCGGCUCUCUUAAGCGCCAUGCCUGCAGUGUCAGCUGUGGUCCUUCUCUCUCUAGCAACCUGAGGAAGCCGAGGGGACGGACGUGCUGUGCUUCCAGCAACAGAAGGUCAAAUUUACGGAUGCUGGGAUGCCAGGUGGCAAAGCGGAUGCUGGCGGCAAUGCUGCUGCCGCCGUCCCACGGAGGUCUGAGGCCAAGGAAGGGGUGGCACAAAGAGAGGAGGAACAGGAAGAAGAUGGAGAUGAAGAUCUCCGAGAUGGGGGCGUCCCUUUCUUUGUAAACCGGGGAGGGCUUCCCAUCGAUGAAGCCACUUGGGAAAGGAUGUGGAAGCAUGUGUCCAAGAUCCACCCAGAGGGCGAAAGAGUGGCGCUGAGAAUCCGGGGAGUUGCUGACCUACCCAAGAUUCCUAUACCAAGUGUGCCUACGCUCCAGCCGUCAACUCUUGUCCCUGAGCGCCUGGAAGCUAUACAGCGCUAUAUCAGGGAACUUCAGUACAAUCAUACUGGGACACAGUUCUUUGAAAUCAAGAAAAGCAGGCCUUUGACUGGGCUGAUGGAUCUGGCCAAAGAAAUGACAAAAGAGGCCCUACCAAUCAAGUGUCUGGAGGCUGUGAUCCUCGGAAUUUACCUCACCAACAACAUGCCAACACUGGAGCGGUUCCCCAUCAGCUUCAAAACCUACUUCUCAGGGAACUACUUCCGCCAUAUUGUGCUGGGAGUGAACUUUGGGGGCCGCUAUGGUGCACUGGGCAUUAGUCGGCGUGAGGAUCUCAUGUACAAGGCACCCACUUUCCGCACACUGAGUGAAUUGAUCUUUGACUAUGAGGAGGCGUACCGGCGCUGCUGGCAUACCCUUAAAAAGGUGAAGCUUGGGCAGUAUGUUUCCCACGAUCCACACAGUGUGGAGCAAAUUGAAUGGAAACACUCCAUCUUGGAUGUGGAGAAGCUGGGCCGAGAGGACCUUCGCAAGGAGCUUGAAAGGCACUCCCGUGACAUGAGACUUAAGAUCAGCAAAGGAACAGGGCCACCAUCACCCACCAAGGAUAGGAAGAAGGAUGUAUCGUCUCCACAGCGAAGUCAGUCGAGUCCACAUCGUCGCAACAGCCGGACAGAGAGGCGGUCAUCAGGGGAGAAGAAACCUACAGAGCCCAAAGCCAUGCCAGAUCUUAAUGGUUACCAAAUCAGAGUGUAAAGCAUCCCUUGCCAUUCGUGAGCCACUUGCUGGAAAGCGUCUGGAUUGAUUCUGCCUGCAGGGUGUGCAACAGAGGAAUUGGGGGGGUUGCACACAGCUGUCAAGAAGUAAGGGGUUCUCCCCCAAAGUAUUUCUUGAAGCUCUGCUUCAGGAGCUUUACUUUGCAAAUGACAGGGCAUUGACUUCAGUGAUGUACAUGAAGAGAUGUUUCUAAACUGAGCAACUAAACAAAACUCUUAGAAGUAGCAGUCCUGCCAGUCGGUGAUUCAGUGUCUGUAGUAUUGAUCAGGAAAGGAAGGUAUUGUUCAUCCAGAGCUCGAAUGCUCUUGAACUUUCCUAACUCCUUAACAGGCCUUUGUCUCCUUCCUUGGAGGAAUCUAAUUAGCAUGAAGCCUCACCAAGAGGGAGAGUAGAGGCUGGGAACAGAACAGAACUGAUUCCUGUUGGAAGAAUUAUCGAAUUUUUAUCUUCUUAUACUUUUAAUAUUUUUACUAAGAUGGGGAAGUGGGGAGGGGAACAAUUCAUAUCUUCACAGAUGCCCUAAAAUCACCAUCCGGAUUCUUGAGUUCCUGUUUCAAGUGAUGGAGUGCCUUGUUUGAUGCAGCUCCCACAGCAGGGUGACUGGCUUAAUCCCCAGGAAGUCAGUCUUUAUAGAAGGCAGCUCAGAGAUGCUUGAAUUAUUGUACAUGGAAGGCAAAUUGAGGACAGCUGUAUCUUAAUUGCCUGAUAAUGGCAAUCACUCACCACGAUGCGUACAAGAGAUUGGUUGGAGACCAGAUUUCCAUGUCUUCAUUUUUCUGGUGCUAUUCUGGUGUUGAAAGUGUUGGUGGAGCAUCGUAGCCGCUCAGGUGACAGUGAAAUAGCGAAGUGAAAAGCAGGUCUCUCUUAUAAGACUUCUCAAUUACAUGUACCUUUGGAUGGAAAGGAAUGUCUUCUUUUUUUACUAGCAAACAGCCCUUUCUUUUUCUCCCUGCCAAGAUGUACAUGUGUUUUUGGUUGAAGGGAAAUUGCUUACUGAUUCUUAGGCUGUGUCUAAUGGAUCUUAGCAAUACAGUAUCAGAGGGUUUGACUUGAUGGCCUUAUAGGCCCUUUCUGAUUUCACUUAUUCUCUGAUUCUGUGUGAGGGCGAUUCAGGCCCUGAGCUUAGAAAAGUUACCUUCCUGAACAAUUCCCAGAGUCCCCAUGAGCUGAUUAGGGGAUUUUAGGUGCAAUGGUUAAAAAAAAAAAGGACACUUUCCUCAGUUCUCAUCAUCUCUUUGGUGGGACCUGUCAGAUUGUUAUGCCACUUCUUCUGGUUCUUCUUUCACCUCUCUUCUCAUUUUCCACAUUUUUCAACAUGUGGAAAAUGUUUAGAACAACAAAGGCUUUCUUUGACUGGUCUGGACCAAAGUCUUGUAUUACCGUUCUCCUUGUCCGUUAUAUUUUAAGAGUGUGUUUACACCACGGCACCUGUACAUUCUUUUCACUUACAUACAUUGUCCAUUAAAUGCGGGAGCUGGUUUUAGCAGAAGCCAGGUCUGGUUACUGUGUGAUCCUUCUCAAGGCUUAUUUCAUGUCCCCUUGCCACCACAUUGAUUUGGCGGGCGGGCGGGAGGAGGUGGAGCAGCAGUUUCACCAAGUUGUCAGUCAUUUAAAAGGAGAUGGGGUGAGCCAACACUCCCCAUAGUAUAUCUGCAUAACUGGCCUGGGUGAGUACAGACUUAAACAGAAGUUGGGGUGGGCGGGCAGUUAGUAUGGGCAGAACUUUAAAAGAAACUCACACCAUAUAAAGGGAGUGUGAACAGCAGUUAAUCCAAGAGGCUGUCAUGGGGAAUGAUAGCAUUCCCUCACCUCAGUGGAUUAAUUUAGUAUCUCAUUGGGAUGCAGUGGGAAUUGGCAGCAAUGGCCACUUCAGAGUGGCUGGG
Messenger RNA from Pogona vitticeps (central bearded dragon), 3327 nucleotides. The record is from RefSeq and is a predicted model, not a curated record. Lineage: Eukaryota; Metazoa; Chordata; Lepidosauria; Squamata; Agamidae.